Molecule: messenger RNA, 3756 nt
Organism: Pipra filicauda (Wire-tailed manakin)
Lineage: Eukaryota; Metazoa; Chordata; Aves; Passeriformes; Pipridae
Gene: RAB6A
Product: RAB6A, member RAS oncogene family
Exons: 8
Coding region: 205-831 (208 amino acids)
Molecular function (GO): GTP binding; GTPase activity
Source: RefSeq, a predicted model, not a curated record
GGGGGGGGGAGCGGCGGCACCGACACCGGCACCGACACAGACACAGACACAGACACCGGCACCUCACCGGGCUCCGCAGCCUUCGCCCGGGAGCGGCAGCACGAGGAGGAGGACGAGGAGGAGGAGGGCGGAAAGCAGCGGGAGCGGUCGCGGGUCCCGCCGCGGGGAGCGGAGCGAGCGCGGGGCGGCGGCGGCUCCUCCAUCAUGUCGUCGGGCGGGGACUUCGGGAACCCGCUGCGGAAAUUCAAGCUGGUGUUCCUGGGCGAGCAGAGCGUGGGGAAGACUUCCUUGAUCACCAGGUUCAUGUAUGACAGCUUUGACAACACCUACCAGGCAACAAUUGGCAUCGACUUCCUAUCGAAAACCAUGUACUUGGAGGAUCGAACAAUCAGGUUGCAGCUGUGGGAUACCGCGGGGCAGGAGCGUUUCCGUAGCCUCAUUCCCAGUUACAUCCGCGACUCGGCCGCUGCCGUAGUAGUUUACGAUAUCACAAAUGUAAACUCGUUCCAGCAAACAACAAAAUGGAUUGAUGACGUCAGAACGGAACGGGGCAGUGACGUCAUCAUCAUGCUGGUGGGGAACAAAACAGAUCUAGCAGAUAAAAGACAAGUGUCCAUCGAGGAAGGAGAGAGAAAAGCCAAAGAGUUGAAUGUAAUGUUCAUUGAAACUAGUGCAAAAGCAGGAUACAAUGUAAAACAGCUUUUCCGACGUGUGGCAGCUGCCUUGCCUGGGAUGGAAAGCACACAAGACAAAAGUAGAGAAGACAUGAUUGACAUAAAACUGGAAAAGCCUCAAGAGCAGCCUGUCAGUGAAGGAGGCUGUUCCUGCUAAUCCCAUGUGGCUCCCACCUUUCUCCAGAACAUCACUGCUCCCCCUCCCUGUCCUCUCCAUUGACUGCAGUGUGAAUAUUGGCUUGAACCUCCCCCUUCCCGUGAUAACGUAUCCCAGUUCCUCAUCGCUGCCUGUCUCGUGGAGAUGAUUAUUGGCUUCACAAGCACACACACACACACACAGAGAAAAAUGUCAGUGUCUUCAUUAUUUAUAAGAAAAAAAAAAAAAGCCAAAAUAUCCCAGCGUAUCCUAGUUAUAACUUUAAAAAAAAUGGGGAAAAAAAAAAGAAAAAAAAAGAGACAAAAAUAGGUACAAUUUCUUAAUAUUUGUUCCUUUUUUAAUAUGUUAUGAUACCGCACUUUGGAAUGAGGGCAACCGAGUAAGUUUGGGAUUGGACUUAGAUGGGAUGUUAUGUGCAGAAGAAGGCUUGCAAAUCUGACCCAUUGGAGUUCUCUGAGGAUCUGGGAAUGCGUAGACAGCGGGAAUCGUGGGCAGAGGCGGCGCAUGCCGAGGGCUAAACGCUUCUCCUUGAUAAUCCAACAACAAAGUGAACCCAAGAUCUUAAUUCCCUUGAGCAGAGCGAGUCUGCCUGGUGUCCAAACCCCACCCCAGCAGGGCUUUGACACCACCACAGGCUGCUGGAGUUGGGAAUUCCACGUUUCCAAGGAAGCGUGCUGGGAAAUCCGGAGAGGGGCUCUCUGAGUGGGAUGAGUGGCUUCUGGAGGAUUUUUGGGGAGGGGAGGAAAGGGUGGAUGUGCAUUAGCAAAACACUUGCAGGAAACAGGGAAAUAAUGUUUCGAGUGCAAGAUGAGUUUUAAGAGCAGGUUUUUUUUUCCUUUGUAAGUAGAAAACAUGGAUGAAGUGAAUUAUUCCUGCCUGAGGGACAGGAACGGAAUGUUCCAGGUGUUUGGAGGAGGAAGCAUUUUGCUUCUUUUUCAUUUUCCUUUUUUUUUUUUUUUUUUUUAAGGGGAAAUAGUGAAAUCAGGACUGGCACUAAAACCUGUCAAAGCUGAUCGAAACCUUGGAAAUUUGGGAGAGAGAGGGAAGAGCAGGUGGCUGCCCCAGCAGAGAGGGAAUUGCUCCUGCUUUUCCAGAGCGUAGGUCGGUGGGGGAAGGGGGUGUUUACUUCGAUCCUACAGAAAUCUAGUUGAGACAACUUAGAUGGAAAGGGAGGGACUUGAGUAGGAUGGAAACCAACUUCUGAUUAUGCAGAUUUAUGCCUUUAUUUUUUAGCUUUUUGGGGUUUUUUUUAUGUUCAGUCUUCCGAGUCGGUUUAGUUCGGUUCACUAGAGCUGUAUAGUUUGGUUAAACAAGUAGCAAUUCAGUUUUCUAUUGAACUAAGCUUCCAAGUAACCAUUUUUUUUCUUUGGUAUUUAUUUCUUGGCUUAAUUUGUUUUUGUUUUUUUUUUUUUACUCUGUUCAGUACUGAUUUUGUGGGGUUUUUUUUUUCCUUUGGCUGAGGAAUCUGUUGUAGAGCUUUUGCUGGUGUUGCUGGAUGUAGCUCCCCGAGACCCACAGAAUGGAACACACUAGAAGUGCACCCUUUUAAUCUUUACUAGUUCAUUGUGAAGUUGCUGUGUAAGUUAAUAAAAAAACCACACCUGUAAAUACCUUGUUUGCUGGGCAGAUCUGGCCGAGUUGCAGGGAAGGAAUUCCUGAGUCUGGGUUGCGAUUGCUGCUUAGAAGGACAAUUGCCAGGGAAUAUUCAGGCUCCUCCUUGGUUCUCCUUGCCCUUUUCCCUGCCACUUAAAAUGGGGGAGAGGAAGGGAAAUCGUCCUCACCACCACUUCCCACCAGGAAACGGGCAUAAAAGAGUUGGAAUUCUUCAUUCCUGAGGGGCUCGUGCCCUGCCCUGGGUUUCUGGCAACUCUGCACAACAAUAACUCAAAGGCAGAACGAGAUGUAAAAGUGCUUUUCUAAUGCAAUAUUAAAGGCAUUAAAGGAGUUUUUUUGACGUGGCAUGUCUUGAAAUAAACAUCAAUGAUAUGUGACAAAGGACCAUUCUUUCUUUAAAAAGAACCUGUCUGGGGGAAGGAAACCUGGCUGCUUUUCCUGUGUUGUACUGUCCUUACCCGUGCAGAAAUGCCUCAUCCCGCUGCUUCUUCCUUGGCUUUCUUCUUCCUUUGGUUCUUCAUGCAGCUUCUCCUGGUCCUCAGUUGGCUGUUUCCCACCAGCACAUCCUUGGUUUUCUUGCUUCUGGUAGACCCAAGCCCCCUCUGCUUCCCGUGGUCCCAAGCUUUAAGCACUGGAUUUGCAAGGAGCUGGCUGAGCCCGGGGGUUUCCCAGCUUUUCCUGCAAGACCUGAGAGCAGGUUUGGCCAUGAUUCCCGCUAAACAAAGGUCUGGAGAGCAGCAUUCCCACAGCUCCCUGGGGCUGCAGGAACAUGGAUGAGGGUGUGGUUUGGCACUUCUCCACCACGGGGUCCCUGGGUGUGCUCAGGUACGUUCUGAUAGUCCUUGCUGUUAGUCCAGGCUUAACGUGCCCACAGCCCUAAUCCCAGUUCUCCAGAGAAAACACCCUUCCAAAGUGAGCACAGAAGCAACAUGAUCUUUAUUUUUUUUUUUUUUUUGCACCAUCUGGUUUCAGGUUUUAGUUUUCCUUUGCUCCUUGGGAACUGUGGGAACAGACCUUUCUAGUGCUGCCUUUGGUGUGAUUUUUGGAGUGAGGGUCUCGGCUCUGUUUCUUUUCCCCUCCUUGCUCUGCCCUGCUCAUUGUACAGCCCCAUCACGCAGCUUUUCCAUGCCUCACCUUUUGUCUUGAUAAAAGUAGUUGAAGAAAUUGUGUAAGGGGGUGGUGGGGGGGGAAAGGUUCCUUUUCUUCGUGUUGGAAUGUCACUGGUACCUCAGCUCUGUUUGAUAAUGGCGACGACGACAACAGAACAAAUCCUUAGCGCUUGAACUAAAUAAAUACCUGUCUCAUUGGAAA